Arabidopsis lyrata subsp. lyrata is the source of this 518-nucleotide messenger RNA. RefSeq lists its product as uncharacterized. The coding region runs from base 60 to 368 and encodes 102 amino acids. The record is from RefSeq and is a predicted model, not a curated record. NCBI's taxonomy places the organism in Eukaryota, Viridiplantae, Streptophyta, Magnoliopsida, Brassicales, Brassicaceae. The transcript is spliced from 2 exons.
AAAACUCACAGAACUUCUCGUAAAUAAGAAAACAAAUCACUCUCGAAGCAUCAUCGAUCAUGGCGAGCCAAGAAGACUGGACCGUGAAAAUCUACGUGCUUCUUUGUGGGAUCACUCCUCCGAAGGGUGGUGGUGGUAGUGUUGGAAGGAUCUUAACAGAGAUAGCCUCAAAAAUCUUCACCACUCCAAAGGACGCACGGAUUCCCAAGACCUACGAGCAGAAGGAUCAAGAACCUAACCGUAUCAUAUUGACGGAUCGUCAGAGACAAAUUCAGAGUCAUAUGGAACCUACUAUUGAAGAACGAAUCCAGAGAGCAUUCCCACGUCACCACCCAACGCUAGCUGAACAAGUCUUAAAGAGACGUUGAACAUAGCCUAUCGGUUUUUCUUUGUGCUCUGGUUGAUUUUAGUUUUCAUAUUUGUCUCUUCUUCUCUCAUCCCAUUGAAACUUUUCUGUUACGCAACUUUAAUUAGAUGUUACUAAAAGAAGAUGAUAACAAAACCAAGAUUUUUGAGUC